AUGCCGACAUGCAGCCGUAAUCGGGCCAUUUGCGCGGUGCCGCAAUGUAGCCGAGGCUCAGUCAGCCGACUAUGCCGACAUGCAGCCGUUAUCGGGCCAGAUGCGGAGUGCCGCAAUGUAGCCGAGUAUCAGUCAGCCGACUAUGCCGACAUGCAGCCGUUAUCGGGCCAGAUGUGGGUGCCCCCAGACUUCACACCGAAGGAACGGCUCGAGAUUCAAAACCUCAAUCUGCACAGACAGGACUUGCUGGAUGAUAUUCAGAAGCUGAAGUGGGAAAUCGAGAAUGUAAUGGCAGAAAUUCAGAACUUUGAGUCUUCGGAGGAGAACAAAGUAGUAGAGCGUGGCAAGCAAAUUUCAAGCGGCAAAAAAAAAUUCAACAUGGACCCUAAAAAGGGUGUUAAUUAUUUGGUGCAGAAUAACCUGCUGGAAUGGAAACCCCAGAGCAUAGCUGAGUUCCUCUAUAAAGAGGAAGGACUGAAUAAGACGGCUAUAGGAGACUUCCUGGGAGAGAGAGAGGAAAUGCACCUCCAAGUCCUUAAAGCUUUUGUGGAACUUCAUGAGUUUUCAGACCUCAACCUUGUCCAGGCACUCAGGCAAUUCCUGUGGAGUUUUCGACUUCCCGGCGAGGCUCAGAAGAUCGACCGUAUGAUGGAAGCCUUUGCCACACGUUAUUGUGAUUGUAACCCCAACGUCUUCCAGUCCACAGACACAUGCUACAUCCUGUCGUUUGCCAUCAUAAUGCUGAACACCAGCCUGCACAACCCUAAUGUUAAAGACAAGACCACACUGGAACGCUUCAUUAGCAUGAACAGAGGCAUCAACAACGGAGAGGAUCUACCCAACGAGCUGCUCACGAAACUAUAUGACAGCAUACGGAAUGAGCCCUUCAAAAUUCCAGAGGAUGAUGGGAAUGAUCUCACGCAUACGUUUUUCAACCCAGAUCGAGAGGGCUGGCUACUGAAACUAGGUGGAGGAAGAGUAAAGACAUGGAAGAGGAGGUGGUUUAUUCUGACCGAUAACUGUCUCUACUACUUUGAAUACACAACAGAUAAAGAACCAAGGGGGAUCAUUCCUCUGGAGAACCUCUGUGUGAGGGAGGUCAGCUACUCACGCAAACCGUACUGUCUGGAGCUGUAUAACCCCAACAGUAAGGGACAGAAAAUAAAAGCAUGUAAGACGGAGACAGAUGGUCGAGUGGUGGAGGGGAAACAUCAGAGCUACAUGAUCUGCGCUUCAACAGCCGAGGAGAGAGAUGACUGGAUCGAAUCUAUCAGGGCAAGCAUCACAAAGGAUCCAUUCUACGAUCUGGUCUCUCUGCGAAAGAAGAAAGUCAUCAAUCAAACACCACAGGACUGA
This is a messenger RNA of Trichomycterus rosablanca, 1356 nucleotides long. It is a transcript of the gene cyth4b, whose product is annotated as cytohesin 4b. Bases 1 to 1356 code for a protein of 451 amino acids. Gene Ontology annotation, molecular function: guanyl-nucleotide exchange factor activity. Gene Ontology annotation, biological process: regulation of ARF protein signal transduction. The record is from RefSeq and is a predicted model, not a curated record. Lineage: Eukaryota; Metazoa; Chordata; Actinopteri; Siluriformes; Trichomycteridae. The transcript has 14 exons.